Messenger RNA from Harpegnathos saltator (Jerdon's jumping ant), 9548 nucleotides. Its product is annotated as CREB-binding protein. The record is from RefSeq and is a predicted model, not a curated record. Lineage: Eukaryota; Metazoa; Arthropoda; Insecta; Hymenoptera; Formicidae. Gene Ontology annotation, molecular function: chromatin DNA binding; zinc ion binding; transcription coactivator activity. Gene Ontology annotation, biological process: positive regulation of transcription by RNA polymerase II. The transcript has 24 exons. Gene Ontology annotation, cellular component: histone acetyltransferase complex; transcription regulator complex. The coding region runs from base 661 to 8895 and encodes 2744 amino acids.
UGGUGUGUACGUGUGGGUGUGUGUGUGUGUGCUCGUCGCGCGUGUGUCCGUGCGUGGUGCCUGUGUGGCGGGCUUUCGCGCCCUGGGAUUCGACGUACCUCGAUGACGACGAUGCCCAAUGGUUGACCGUGCAUCAAACUGUGCUCCACGGGGACGCUCCACGCGCCGCGGUUGUCAUUGUUAUUGUCAUGCUCGCGAGUACGAUUGCGGCACGGUGAACUUGUUACGAGGCCUCGCCGUCGAUAGGCUAGAGGCGGCAGCAGCGGCCGCACCACCACCACCACCACCACCACCACCGCCACCAGCACCAGCACCAGCAGCAGCAGCAGCAACGGCGACAGCGGCAGCAGCAGCGGAGCUGCCGACGACGGUGACGGCGGAAGCGGCGUUCUAGUGGCGCGCUGCGGUGAUAAAGAGUUCGAGAGCGCGAGUGAGCGAACGGGCGUGUGUGUGCGAGCAAGCGAAGGAGAAGAGGCGCGCGGCCGACGAGUUCCCCGCUGUUGUGCGGUGCCGCUACUACGACGUACGAACGCGUAACAACGCGCGCACGUUGGCCACGAUCGGCGAUACGCUGCCACCGCUCCGCUGCUCGUGAUCGGCAACGGAGAUUCGUGAGAGGUUAUACGGAGGAAAGAUAACAGCCGCCAUCGAGGAGCAGCCAUGGCCGACCACCUGGUCGACGGCCCGCCGAACAAACGGCCGAAGCUCGGGGAUCCCUUCCAGGGACCCUCGGACUCGUCAGUGGGUAUGGCGCCUUUAAUGAUGCACCAUGCUUAUACGAACUACGGGGGAGGUGGAAGUGGUAACAUUCAACAAAUACAUGGCCAACCGCAGCAGCUACAUCUGCAACAGCAUCAGAUGCAGCAACAUUGGAACAACAUUACCGUCCGGAAAGGAAAUUACAUAACAAACACAGAUAUGUAUGAUAUUGAAAAUGAUCUUCCUGAUGACCUGCUGUCGUCGGGAUCUUGGGGCUCUGCGACCGAAAGUACUAAGCCACCGGCGACUGGCCCGGGUCCGGGGCAGCAGAACGGUGCUCUCGACUCAGAACUUAGGCAACAUGUACAGCAACAGCAACAGCAGCAACUUUCUCAUCAUAUUAUCCAGCAACAAGGCAACAAAAAUCUGGUUGCGAACUCGUUAGUAAUGACUGCUGGACCGUUGGGCAGCAAAAGUCCAAACAUGCAAUCGCCGCCGAACGUUUCUGUUUCCAAAGGCGUAGUCGACCCGCAGAUGGUCGUCAGUCUUGGGAACUUACCGAGCAGCAUAGCCAGUUCAUUGGCUAACAAUCAAAUGUCUAUCGCGAAUUCGAUGGGUGGUCUGCAGUCGUCCAUGAGCAUGGCCGGUAGUAACCCCGCGAUGUCCAUGCCGGGAGGCAUGAAUUCUGGCUUAGUGAUGACUAGCACAGCGAGUGGCAACAACAAUAUGGGAGGAAUGGCCGGGGGAGGCUUGAUAGUAACCAACAGUUUGAACAAACAACCUCAGAAUACAGUAACCAUGAUGGGACCCAAUACUCAAGCGAUACAUCAUCCUAGCGGACCUCACGGGGUCACACAGAUGCAGAACGGUCCCGGGAUGCUGAACACAAGGGCUGUGGCGAUGCAACAGCAACAGCAGGCGGCUGCGGCGGCUCACAUGGUCGGCCCGACGAGAGGUCAGAGUCCUCACCAACAGGUACAUCAAGUUGGUAUAGUCGGCCCCGGUCAAGGUGGUCCCAGGAUGCAAGCUCCACCUAACAUAACAAACAUGCCCAACAUGGGUCAAAUAGGAGCAUCCAGUCCCUACGGUUACGGUUCGCCAAAUAACGGACCAGGGCCAGGAGUAACUGUAUGCGCCAAUAAUCCCGUAGGUGUUGUCAAACCGCAGCAGAAGGGUGUGGGCACGAACAUGACUGCCAUGCAGGCCGCCGGUAGAUUUACCGGGACUGCCGGUCCCAUCGGUACCACCAAUAUCGUUGGUGGCAGCCAGGAAAGUACUAUGACACCACAGGCACAGCCGCCCGCGCCGAGUCCAGCUCAGCCUCAGUCGGGAGCGCCGAGUGGUGGUCAACCGGGUCCUCAACAAGCUACUCAGGGACAAAUGACUGCCACUGGUGCUGCUACAGUUGGCGCUGCGAAAUCAACGCCCGACCCAGAGAAAUGUAGACUCAUCCAGCAGCAAUUGGUUCUCCUUCUGCACGCACACAAGUGUCAGCGACGCGAAAGUCAAGCAAACGGCGAAAUAAGGCAGUGCACCUUGCCAGACUGCAAAACGAUGAAAAACGUCCUGAACCACAUGACGAGUUGCAAUUCCGGCAAAAGUUGCACAGUACCACACUGUAGCAUGUCCAGACAGAUCAUAAGUCAUUGGAGACAUUGCGCACGGACCGAUUGCCCGGUCUGUUUGCCGAUUAAGCAGGCGAAUAAAAACAGGACUAAUUCCACCGCAGCUCCCGCAGCUCAACAAAACAGUCAACCAAAUCCGAGCCCGUCGGAGAUGAGAAGAGCUUACGACGCUCUAGGGAUUCAAUGUCCAACAACAACACCGGGACUGCUGCCUGGUCAAGGCGUUGGCAGAGGUGUUAGGAUGCCAACGCCUGGCAUGGCAGGACCACCGGGGACAUUGAGUAAUGUUAGAUUGACGCAACCUCAAACGCAAACUGCACCGGGACAGUCCGUAGUUGGUACUGGACAACAAGUAGUUGCUCCAAACGUAUCUCUUCCUUUAAAUUCUGAUCCUAGUACAGUCGGGGUUGCUGGUAAUCAAACGGCGCCGACGACUGGACCCACGUCCGCUGCUGCGGCCGCUGCCGCUAACAUACAACAGUCGGUCAAUAUGCAACAGCUAUUUGCAGGCUUGAACGAGGCUGGGCAGCCUGGUGUGAUAGGGGAAAGCAGAUUGGCUAAUCUACAACUGCCGGGUGGUCUACAGCCGGGUCAAGUAACGGCGACACCGGUGCAAGGAACGAAAGAGUGGCAUCAGUCAGUAACUCCGGACCUCAGGAAUCAUCUCGUACAUAAACUGGUUCAAGCAAUAUUCCCAACUCCCGAUCCGCAAGCUAUGCUUGACAAACGAAUGCACAACUUGGUCGCGUACGCGAGGAAGGUCGAAGGUGAUAUGUAUGAAAUGGCCAACUCGAGAUCAGAGUACUAUCAUCUGUUAGCUGAGAAGAUUUAUAAAAUACAAAAGGAACUUGAGGAGAAGCGACAGAAGCGAAAGGAACAGCAGCAGCAAUUGCAAGCACAACAGCAGCAGCAGCAACCGCAACCGGCGGGUACAUCCGGUCCCGGCUUGAGGCCAUGCGCUCCUCCUAAUGUGGGAGCCGUUCUACCUGCGAAACCAGUCGGUACGGUACCACCUACUGUACGAAGUCACUCACCAGGCAUGAGUCAAUUGGCAGCGUUACCCGGGAUGGCGAUCCAACACAAUCGGAUGCAAUUCCCUCAGCAGCAACAGGCGCAACAGCAACCGCAGCAGCCCCAGCAGCCCCAACAAGUCCAAGCUCAACAACAGAUACAGCAGCAACAGCAACAACCACAGCAGCAAGGAAUCUUGGUUGGUCCCCCGGGUCCUAGUCCAAACGGACAAUCGACGUCCAACGCGAAUAUGGUGCCCAAUCCCGGGCUCAGUCCCUUUGGACAGCCUCAGAUGUCACAGACUAACUUAACAACCACCACCGCCGCGUCCGCGACAACUAGUCAAUUUCCAACGUCUAAUGGCACUUCCGGUCUACCCAAUAGUUCUCCCAUUCAGAAUCAGCAUCAGUUUCCCGACCUCAUGAAAGUUAGAUUGGCUCAGGCUCAAGCUCAGGCCGCGCAACAGCAGCAGCAACAACAACAGCAGCAGCAGCAGCAACAGCAAGCGGCUCAACAGCAACAGCAAGCGGCUCAGCAGCAACAGCAACAGCAGCAGCAGCAGCAGCCAACAAGUACUUCGAGUCAGAACACGCCAGCGACGUCGAUACCGCAAACACCGUCGCCCUUCAGUAGUAUGCAACAGCAGCAGCCACAACAACAGAGCACGUCGCAGCAACCGCAGAGUCAGCAGUUCGCCAACAACCGGCCAUUAUCAGCUACGCCCAGCGACAAUGCUAUCGCCACGUCGACGCCGCAGACGAUACCUCCUCCUGCCUCUAGCGGGCCGAGUCCGGGGUCCGCGACGACCACCACCAACGGACCUCAGUCCACCACUUCCACGCCGAACACUCCGUUAGUCUCAUCACUCAUGACUCCGAAUCAGACGGUCCCCUCCGCUAACCAAACGCCGCCGCAUCCAGGUACGACACCGUCGCCAGCGGGUCUCGCAAGUCUGGGCAAAGGUAUGACCUCGCAGGAGAGAGCAGCGUUGAACGCACCGAGAAGCACGUCCAUGUCUUCGCAGAUGGCUGCCAUCACGGCGGCCGUGAUGGACAAUAAUUCGCCUAGUCCACCGAUGAACAACAACAAAGGCAAGCUGGACACCAUUAAGGAAGAGAAAGAUAUUAAAAUGGAAAUCAAACAAGAGGACAGUGCCGAGAACCAUCGAAUGGAUUGCGGUAAGAGCGUAAAUAAUGAGAUCACUAUCAAGACCGAGCCGAAAACCGAGCCGAUGGAGGAAGACUCGAAUGAAACGACGGUGAAAGAAGAGCCUGCCAGCAUAAAGGAGGAGAGCAUGACUCCCAUGUCCGGUCAGGACACGAGUACCACCGACAUCAAGCCAAUGGUGCCGGAGCCGAUACAGCCUAGCGGCACGUCGACCGACAAGAAGAAGUGCUUGUUCAAACCUGACGAGCUACGUCAGGCGUUGAUGCCGACCCUCGAGAAGCUGUAUCGGCAAGAUCCGGAAUCCAUACCGUUCCGGCAGCCAGUAGAUCCUCAAGCCCUGGGUAUACCGGACUAUCCCACUAUCGUGAAGAAGCCCAUGGAUCUGUCGACCAUCAAGAAGAAAUUGGACACUGAGAAGUACAGCGAUCCGUGGGAGUACGUGGAUGACGUCUGGAUGAUGUUCGACAAUGCUUGGCUCUACAACCGCAAGACAUCUCGCGUCUACAGAUACUGCACCAAGCUCUCGGAGGUGUUCGAGCAGGAGAUAGAUCCUGUCAUGCAGGCCCUCGGAUACUGCUGCGGUCGGAAAUACACGUUCAACCCGCAGGUGCUCUGCUGUUACGGCAAGCAGUUGUGCACGAUACCCAGGGAUGCCAAGUAUUAUUCGUACCAGAACAGUCUAAAGGCAUAUGGUCUUAUUUCCGACAGAUACACCUUCUGUCAGAAAUGUUUCAACGACAUUCCUGGUGAUACAGUGACGUUGGGAGAUGAUCCGACACAACCUCAAACUGCCAUCAAGAAAGAACAGUUCCAGGAGAUGAAGAAUGAUCACUUGGAAUUGGAACCUUUUGUUACCUGUACGGACUGCGGUAGGAGAGUACAUCAAAUAUGUGUACUUCAUAUGGAAACAAUCUGGCCAUUAGGAUUUACCUGUGAUAAUUGCUUAAAGAAGAAGGGUCAGAAACGCAAAGAGAAUAAGUUUAACGCCAAACGAUUGCCCAUUACAAAACUCGGCACUUACAUCGAGACGCGCGUGAAUAACUUCCUUAAGAAGAAAGAAGCCGGUGCCGGGGAGGUCGCGAUCAGAGUGGUCGCGUCCAGUGAUAAAGUGGUCGAGGUUAAACCUGGCAUGCGUAGCAGAUUUGUCGAAAACGGUGACAUGCCCGGCGAGUUUCCCUAUCGCGCCAAGGCGCUGUUCGCAUUUGAGGAAGUCGACGGCACGGAUGUGUGUUUUUUCGGUAUGCACGUGCAAGAAUACGGAAGCGAAUGCACGCCGCCGAACACUAGACGAGUUUACAUCGCGUAUUUGGACUCUGUACACUUCUUCCGGCCUAGACAGUUUCGUACAGCUGUGUACCAUGAGAUUCUCCUCGGAUAUCUGGACUACGCGAAGCAGCUUGGAUACACUAUGGCGCACAUUUGGGCAUGUCCACCUUCCGAAGGGGACGAUUAUAUCUUCCACUGCCAUCCCCAAGAACAGAAAAUACCAAAGCCUAAAAGAUUGCAGGAGUGGUAUAAGAAAAUGUUGGACAAGGGAAUGGUCGAGAGGAUCGUGCUCGACUACAAGGACAUCUUAAAACAAGCCAUGGAGGACAGGCUUUCGUCGGCAGCGGAUUUGCCGUACUUCGAGGGUGACUUCUGGCCGAAUGUGCUGGAAGAGAGUAUUAAAGAACUAGAUCAGGAAGAGGAAGAAAAGCGGAAACAAGCUGAAGCGGCGGAAGCCGCCGCUGCGGCGGCGAACGCGAUAUUUUCACUGUCCGAGGACUCUGAAACUCCGGACGGUAAGAAGAAGGGUCAAAAGAAGGCAAAGAAAUCCAACAAAUCCAAGGCGAAUCAAAGGAAGAACAGCAAAAAAUCGAACACUCCUCAGACUGGCAAUGAUCUCUCCGCAAAGAUCUUUGCGACCAUGGAGAAACACAAAGAAGUAUUUUUCGUUAUCAGGUUGCAUAGCGCCCAAAGUGCAGCCAGCUUGGCACCAAUCCAAGAUCCCGACCCCGUAAUUAAUUGUGAUUUGAUGGACGGCCGAGACGCCUUUCUUACUAUGGCGAGGGAAAGGCACUACGAGUUCUCAUCUCUGAGGAGAGCAAAGUUCAGUUCCAUGUCGAUGUUGUACGAGUUGCAUAAUCAAGGUCAAGACAAAUUCGUUUAUACCUGCAACAACUGUAAGAGUCACGUGGAGACUAGAUACCAUUGUACAGUUUGCGACGACUUUGACUUAUGCGUUAGUUGUAAAGACAAAGAUGGUCAUCCGCAUCCUAUGGAGAAACUCGGUUUUGACUUGGAUGACGGUUCAUCGCCGGCCGAUGCCAAACAGACAAACCCACAGGAAGCUCGGAAACUGUCGAUACAGAGGUGCAUUCAGUCAUUGGUGCAUGGUUGCCAGUGCAGAGACGCUAAUUGCCGUCUGCCAAGCUGCCAGAGGAUGAAGAGAGUAGUGAUGCACACGAAGAAUUGCAAGAGGAAGACGAACGGUGGAUGCCCGAUAUGCAAGCAAUUGAUAGCGCUCUGCUGUUACCACGCGAAACACUGCCAAGAGACUAAGUGUCUUGUUCCGUUCUGCUCCAACAUCAAACACAAGAUUAAGCAGCAACAGCUCCAGCAACGGUUACAACAGGCGCAAUUACUCAGGAGGCGAAUGGCUGUGAUGAACACGAGGCCGACCGGACCCAUGACCGCGAUGCAGGCCGGCCAACAGACCUCAAACGUCGCCAUGGCAACCGGGGUCGCUAUGAAACCCGGUGUCAGCGCUACGAACUUACCAUCUCCGCAUCAGCCAGGCAUUGGCCUGAAGCCUGGCACACAAACGCCACCCGCUCACGUGCUGCAGGUGGUUAAGCAAGUGCAAGAGGAAGCUGCGAGGCAACAAGUACCACAUGUCAACUACGGCAAAGUUGCACCGACCAGUGCAGUCGGAGUAGGUGUCGGUGUGGGCGGACAAGCCGGCGGUGUGAUGCCUCCGCCACAGAUGCAGCGACCGAUGCCAGUCCAGAUGGCGAAUCCUGGCGGCACGCAUCUCAUUCCGAUGGAUCAGUGGACGGCGAGUAGGUACCAACCGAACGCAGUGAUGCAACAAAGCCCCGGCAUACGGCAACAAAAUCCGCAACAGCUGAUGCAGCAGCAGCAGCAGCAGCAACAACAGCAUCAAGCUCAGCCGGGAAUGGGAAUGAGCGCACAAAUGCCACGUCAGCAGGGCGUGAUCGGACCAGUCGGACAGGUCGGACCACAGACUACACCCAUUUUGCAUAAGCACGCGUUGCAACAGCUGAUGCAGACUCUCAGAAGCCCGCACACGCCAGAGCAGCAGAACCAAAUACUGCAAAUACUCAAGAGCAAUCCGCCGCUGAUGGCCGCCUUCAUCAAGCAACGGGCGAAUGUUCAUCAGCAACAACCUGGUCAACAUGGCGGGGGAGUCGGCGGCCCGUUGGGUCCUAAUCAACCCCAACAGCAACAACCUGGUUUGCAGCAUAUGAUGUCCCAACAGCAGCAGCAGCAGCAGCAGCAACAACAACAACAGCAGCAGCAGCAGCAACAACAACAACAGCAGCAGCAGCAGCAGCAGCAACAACAACAGGGCAGACUGCAAAUGCAGGCGAUGCUGACGCAACAACAGCAGUCCGUGCAGCCUCAGACACAGUGGUACAAGCAGCAGAUGAUGGUGAUGCAACAGAGGCAGGCUCAACAGCAGGCUCAACAACAGGCUCAACAACAGCAGCAACAACAGCAGCAGCAGCAGCAGCAACAGCAGCAGCCGUUCACUCAACCACCGGCGCCGCCGUACGGUCAGCAACGGCCCAUAAGGCCGUCUCUUCUCGGUAAUCAUACGAUCUAUCGUUGUACCAUAGAAAACGAGGCACGCAAGGCCAACGGACCCAUGAUGAACAACACUAUGGGCUAUUUCGCGAAUUCAUCCCCAGGUUACGGUGGUUUCAACGAGCAAGGUUACGGUCAGCCGGGCCUGAAACCGACUCCGCCACCCGUACCGUCACCACAGGGUGUGAUGGGGCCGCCGGGGAUCUCCGUGCAGCAACAGCUGAUGCAAUCGGUCCGUUCUCCGCCGCCCAAUCGAUCUCCCCAGCCCAACCCCUCGCCGCGACCAGUCCCCUCACCCCGUAAUCAGCCGGUACCCUCGCCGCGUUCCGGACCGGUGCCAUCGCCGCACCAUCAUCCUCCGCACGGCACACCUACCCAUUCGCCCGCUCACGAGCUCGGCGGUCCAAGCGAGAUGAUGCUCUCGCAACUCAGUGGCGCAGCCGGGGCGCCUGCCGGUCAUCCCGCCACCAUGCCUCAUCAUCCAUCACCGGCACCGGCGCCCUCGGCAAGCGGCACGGACUCCAGUGAGGUGACGCCGAUGACGCCACAAGACCAACUCUCCAAGUUCGUCGAGGGGUUGUAGUGACUGUUAGUGAUGGCGUCAGUCGAUGUAAGUGAAGACUCUCUUACGGCGCAUCCACGGGCGACGCGUAUCGUUCUCCGCUUCGCGUGUUAAACGCGAAACGUUAAACGCGGAACAGGUCCAUAGGUACGGUCAAGUCCCCGUCACUCCUUUGCGCGCCCGCGCCCGCGCGAUAUAUACAGAGGGAGAGGAAGAAAGAAAGAACGCGAGAGACACCAACCACGUGCUCCGCGCUUUCGUCGAGUGUCCGGGCACGGUCUGGUUGAACCCCAGACGUGCGUCGCACUGUCCACGGGCCGAUUCCAAAGAGCGCGACCUAGACACUCGUAAUCGCGUUUCGCGAACCUUCUCUUCUCGAAUGUUCUCUACGCGAAAUAUAUAUCCCAGAUCGUAAGUGGGAUAUAGGGACAACGCCACGUUGGUGCUGCUACGAUGCUACGGCCCGGCUCAAAUAGACUCCAAGUGACGAGUCGUUUCGUCGUUCGUUCGGUCGGUCUCAUUGAGCGAGAGGGGAAAAGCCGGGUAGAGCGACGAAAAAUAAUUCAAGACUAAAGACAAAAUCGAGAGACUACUAUUAAGUUUCCCUCGUAACCCUCCGAAACACUCCUCCUUCCCAGUCACCAACCACCACAAACUACCACCAUCACCAUCAC